AUGUCUAUAUUAAAACUAGUUUCAUCUAAAGCUGCAAGUGAAAUUGAUAAGGAAUUGAUGGGUCCUCAAGUAGGAUUCACUCUACAACAGUUAAUGGAAUUGGCCGGUUUCAGUGUAGCUCAAGCAAUUCAACGGGAGUAUCCAUUAAAUCAAAACAGGAAUAAGAAUGGUGUGUUUAUUAUUGUGGGGCCAGGAAAUAAUGGUGGUGAUGGGUUAGUAUGUGCAAGACAUUUAAAAUUGUUUGGUUAUAAUCCAAUUGUAUAUUAUCCUGUUAGAAGUAAAAGAACAGAGUUUUAUAGUCAAUUAGUUAACCAAUUAGAAUUUUUCCAGGUUCCAAUCCUUUCAGAGGAACAGCAGAACAAAUGGACAGAAUAUUUGGAACCAGGAAAAAUUGCGUGUAUUGUUGACGCAAUAUUUGGAUUCUCAUUCAAACCACCUAUCAGAGAACCAUUCGGUACAAUUGUCGAAGAACUGAAUAAAUUGGAAGAUAAAAUUCCAGUUGUUGCGGUUGAUAUCCCAACAGGAUGGGAUGUAGAUAAUGGACCAAUAGAGAAUGAACCUUCUUAUGUGCCAAGUGUUCUCGUAUCCUUAACUGUUCCAAAACCAUGUAGUCAAUGCAUAAAUCCAAAGAGAACCACACAUUAUGUAGGUGGUCGUUUUAUACCUAGACAUUUCGCUGAAAAAUAUGGGUUUGAACCAUAUGAGUAUAAGGGAACUGAUCAAAUAUUGAAAUUUUAA
Messenger RNA from Arxiozyma heterogenica, 738 nucleotides. RefSeq names its product NADHX epimerase (gene NNR1). Gene Ontology annotation, molecular function: NAD(P)HX epimerase activity. Gene Ontology annotation, cellular component: mitochondrion. The record is from RefSeq and is a predicted model, not a curated record. The transcript has a single exon. Bases 1 to 738 code for a protein of 245 amino acids. Lineage: Eukaryota; Fungi; Ascomycota; Saccharomycetes; Saccharomycetales; Saccharomycetaceae.